AUAUAAGUUUAACAGAAAAAUAGAGUGGAAUUGCUGUUUGUUUUGUAUGAAUAGGAUGUUUUACUCUCCAUUCGAAGUGGAAUCUGUGGGUUACGUCGCUCAAUGGAGACUCAGUUUUAAGAGCAUGAAUAUGAUUCCCCACAGCUUUAUCCACACGUCCGAAGCUUUCAAGAUCUCUAAAUGGAAUUGGCACAUAUCAUUCUCGAGGGAUUCCCUUUCUAGUCCGGUUGCUAUCAAAUUAUAUGCAGAAGAGUCCACAAAUAAUCCACCAAUUGCAUCUUUCAAAUUUCGUAUUCUUGACUCUAUCGGAAAAAAUGGAAUAACCUUCGCAGAGACGGAAGAAAAAGACAAGCUUUUCAGUAGCGAAACUGAUGCUUUUAACUGGGAGGUUGAUGUUCAACUACCUGAUGUUACAACAUCCUGUGUUGAAGUUGAAUUCCUAGAUCUCAAGACUUCAAACCCAAAUGAUGGAGAAACUAACUCAACUAGGAAAAGAUCAACAACCCUUGUUCGAAUGUUAAGAGAAAGUAUCCACACUGACGCUACAAUCAAGCUCGGAUCAUCGGAUAAAAUCAUAAGAGUUCAUCGAGCUGUUCUUGCUGCCCGGUCACCUAUUUUUGAAUACAUGUUUGCAGAAGAUUCUAAGGAGAAUAACAUGCUUGUUAUAAAUAUCUCAGAUAUGUCUCCUGAAGUUUGUCAAGCAUUUAUAGAUUAUCUAUAUGACAACAUCGACGAUGAAGAACUUGCGGAUCAUAGUUUCGAGCUAUUGGUUGCUGCUGAGAAAUAUGGCGUUAUUGACUUGAGAGAGGAGUGUGAAAAGAAUCUUCAAGAAGAUAUCAACAGAAAAAAUAUACUUGAGAGGCUCCAUGCAGCAUAUUUCUAUCAAUUGCCCUACUUGAAGAUUAGUUGCGCUCAAUAUUUAGUGGAAUUUGGUAAAAUACAUGAAAUCUGGGAUGAUUUUCUUGCCUUCCUAAAAUUGGCAGAUGACGAUGUAAUUUGCGAAAUUUUUCGUGAAUUUCUUCCUUAGUUAAGUUAGGUUUGAGUACCUUUCAGUUUUGAAAACUUUUGUUUAGAGAUUUCUUCUUGAUUUCAAUGUAGACAACUAAAUAGUUUUCUUGUUUUU
Molecule: messenger RNA, 1123 nt
Organism: Medicago truncatula (barrel medic)
Lineage: Eukaryota; Viridiplantae; Streptophyta; Magnoliopsida; Fabales; Fabaceae
Product: BTB/POZ domain-containing protein At1g55760
Exons: 4
Coding region: 47-1027 (326 amino acids)
Molecular function (GO): protein binding
Source: RefSeq, a predicted model, not a curated record